CCCAUCGAAUCCCCUUCUCACAGCGCGCGAGCUGCUGGCGGGAAGGCACGAGAAAAAGAAGGAGAGGGGAGGGUAAGGCGGCAGGGAGCGCGUGUGCGCGCGUCUGCCUCUGCGUGCGCGUAGAUUGCACCACCGCAUCCCGUUCACCGUUUCUGCAGGGGGCCAUGCUCCGAUGGAGGGAAUAAAACCGACAACCGUCUCUUUACACUCUGAAUGAUCCGGCACCACGUCACUCCAGAUGUGACUGACAAGUCGUUCUAUGUAGCCUGCUUUCACUCCUGUGCUGUUUAACGCAGAGAGGCUGUGACAUCAUGGCUUUGGUUAUGGAACCUAUAAGUAAAUGGACACCAAAGCAAGUGCUGGACUGGAUGAAAGGUCUGGAUGACUGUCUCCAGCAGUAUGUGAAGAGUUUCGAGCGGGAGCAAAUGGGCGGAGAGCAGCUUCUGCACAUCACCCAUCAGGAGCUGGAGGAGUUGGGGGUUACGAGGAUAGGACACCAGGAGCUCAUCCUUGAAGCAGUUGAUCUCCUUUGUGCCCUGAACUACGGCCUAGAGACAGAAAAUCUCCGGACUCUGUCACACAAGCUGAAUGCUUCAGCCAAGAACCUUCAGAACUUCAUCCUGGGUAGGCGAAGGGGAGGACACUAUGAUGGAAGAGCUUCCCGGAGGCUACCCAAUGAUUUCCUCACUUCAGUGGUGGAUUUGAUUGGUGCGGCAAAAAACCUACUAGCCUGGCUCGACAGGUCUCCAUUUGCCAGUGUGACAGAAUAUUCGUUACUGAAGAACAAUAUUGUGCAGCUCUGCUUAGAAUUAACUACCAUCGUACAGCAGGACUGCACAGUGUAUGAGACAGAGAAUAAGAUUCUUCAUGUGUGCAAGACCCUAGCCGGGAUAUGUGACCACAUCAUCUCUCUGUCAUCAGACUCUCUGGUCUCUCAGUCAGCCCAUCUGGAAGUUGUUCACCUGACAAGCAUUAUGCCCAGUGAAGGCCUGGGGAUGUACAUCAAAUCAACAUAUGAUGGACUUCAUGUUAUUACUGGGACCACAGAGAAUUCUCCAGCAGAUCAGUGCAAAAAGAUUCAUGCGGGUGACGAAGUCAUCCAAGUCAACCAUCAAACAGUGGUGGGCUGGCAGUUGAAGAACCUCGUCAAUGCUUUAAGAGAAGAUCCAUGUGGAGUUAUCCUAACGCUGAAGAAAAGGCCACAGAAUACCCUGAGUUCCACUCCAGCUCUGCUGAGGAAUGUCCGCUGGAAACCACUGGGCUUGCAGCCGGUCCCCACCAGCCCUACCAGCACCUCGCCUACACCAGGUGGAACUUUAGGCAUGUCCAAAAUGGAUGCCCAGGAUGUCUACAUCCUUUCCCCUGUCUCUGGACUCUACAGCCCCAGGGAGGAGUUGGGUUUGAUUUCAUGUGAUGACAUCACCCGGUACAGUGUGACCUCCCAAUCUGGUUCGAAAGGGUCAGAGGCUGUCAGCUACUACUUGGACCAGGACAGUGGUCAGUACUUCUCUCUUUUGGAAGGAGACGGACCACCAGGCUCUGAAUAUGACAGAAGCCGUAGUACAGGUGUGCGCAGGCGGGACAAGACUCCCACACACGGUGACCUCAGACCUGUGUCCAUGCCUCCUGAAUAUAACUGGAUGGCCGAGGCCAAGGAACCCAGCAUGGGCAAGAGAGGGAGCCGAGAUUCAGACAACUCCCUACUACGUUACCUCAGCGAUGAUAAGAUCCUGGUCAUUGAGGAGGAGCCUGAAGGGCCGGGGAGAGAGAGCCGGAGGGACUCCACCAGACGCUCUCGCCGCAAGAGCCGCAAUCCAAGCAGUCCUAGCUUUCCCCUCAGUCCAUCCAUGCUGUCCUCUACAUUACGCUUAGACCAGCCUCCAGAUCCUUUACCUCGAGGAGCAGACACACUGCGAGACACAACCGACAGGUACUCUGGUUCUGGAAGCUCAGGAGCAGCCUCCAUGAAGAAAUCUUUCCAUUACACUUCAUUGAGAACGAAAACCAAAAAGAGAAGUAAAGGUUCUCUCACGAGUGCCAGUCGAAGGAGGAUUUCCUGUAAGGAUCUGGGCCACGGUGACUGUGAAGGCUGGCUGUGGAAGAAAAAGGACGCCAAAGGAUACUUUACACAGAAAUGGCGGAAGUAUUGGUUUAUCCUGAAAGAAUCUUGCCUCUAUUGGUACACGAAUCAGAAUGAUGAGAAGGCUGAGGGCUUCAUCAGCCUCCCUGAGUUCAGAAUAGACCGAGCCAUAGAGUGCAGACGGAAAUUUGCCUUCAAAGCUUGCCAUCCCAAAAUCAAGAGCUUCUUCUUUGCCACAGACUGUCUUGAGGAAAUGAAUAGGUGGAUGAACCGGCUUGGAUUGGCAGCUAUUGGCUACACACCGGAUGACAAAGUGCCACGUCCAGAUGAAGACUACUGGAGUGAGAGUGAUCAAGAUGAGGUUGAUGGCUCUAUGACACUCAAACAAGAGGGACCAUCCUCUCUCUGCGAUACUUACCACCGCACACCAUCAUCUAACCUCCUCCACACUUAUGACCAAUUGCCCCGCUCUGUCAGCUCCAUGAGCCUCAUGCGCUCCACCCCAUCUCCCCAUCCUCUACCAAUGAGUGCCUCCACCUCCCCCGUCCCUCCACAGAUGGUCUCUUCCACCUCCCCUCUUCCUCUGCAGGUCAAUUCUUCUAGCCCCUUCCCAGAGCCAAAGCAUGGGCGACAUUUUUCCAGCGAGUCAACCCACUCCCACUCAUCUGCAGAAGACCAGCGUGGAGAGGGAUUGGGCAUGGGCACGGGAACAGGCAGCACCAGUACCCACUCCUCAGGUUGCCGGUCUUCACAUCGUGAGCGUCGUUCCUGGCAGGACCUCAUUGAGACCCCUCUAACCAGCGCCGGGCUACAUUUCCUCCAGACAGCACCGGGAGAAAAUGAUUAUACUGGCCUAAUGGGAAGCAUGGCUGGGGAGAUGGGGCUGUAUGGAGGACUUGGCAGACAGGGCAUGUCGCCAGAGAGACGCCGGCAGGCUACACUGCCAGUACGAAGACAUCACGCCACAGAGAGAGACAGGGAUCGGGAUGGGCCUUUCCCUCUGGAGCGUGGUCCAUACACCCACAGCUACACGCAUCGACGUUCCCAUAAGCAGCGCAGUCAGAGUCUGCCUAGAAAUAGGGACCCAUUUGGAGGAAAGCUGAUACACUCAUCGCCUCACAUGGAGGAGAGAAGUGAAGAUGAGGAGGCAGAGAGGCAGGCCGCAGAUAUGCUUGAGGGUGAAGAGGACUUGCGGGAGUUGAGAUUUGAGGGCAGAGAGAGGAGGGUCUCAGAGGGAAGAGAGCGACGGGUGUCAGACGGACGUGAACCGGAGCCACCGGAUGGGUUCGAGCAACUCUACCGCGCCCUCGAACAAGCCAAUGUUACAGCGCUAGGUGACCCAAGACCCUGUAGCAGGCAGGAACUGCGACGAGGUUUCACUCAUAGAGUCAGGGACCCCCUUCUCAACGACAGACUGCACCGCGUCAGAGCACUACGCAGCACCUUAAAGGCCAAAGAGUCUGAGCUGGCAGUAAUCUGCACCCUUUUGGAGGACCCAGGCCUGUGCGCCCAGACCUUCAGAGAUUGGAAACAGUGGCACAGUGAGCUCUAUUCCGACAUCUGUCAACUCGGCCCCGGCACCAACGGCCAGGAUGAUCUCUCCCCACUGAGCGCUCCCAUCAUGACCCACACACACUCCUUUAUUGAGACCCAUGUGUGAGAUAGACGGCAGACUGGACUUUCUAUCUAUAUAUCGCUCUCACACACACACACACACACACACACACACACACACACACACACACACACACACACACACACGCGCGCUUUGUUACAUGUAAAUAUAGAGGGAAAAGUGAGAUGUAUGUGAGUGUACUUUUGUUAACUCUGAGGACCCCACAGGGUGUCUGUUGCAUGCCUGAACAGAAACCAUUCAUCUUUUGUCUGUGGAACUCAGCAUAAAGUUCACAUGCCUGUCAAGAAGGAAAUGGAUGAUAAUGGAUAUGUUUGGACAUGUAACUGUACAUGUCCUUUGUAUACUGUAUUUUGUUUUUGCUCUGAAUCUGGUUGAUUUUUGGGUGGAGGAGCAUCUAUGUAGCAGCAAUACAGAGGAAAUCUUUUCACCACAGCACUGUACUUUUGUACUAAUGAACUUGCACCCAGAGCCACCAAUUCUCCCCGUUCACUGUUUCUCUUUGAUUUCUUCCCUGCAUAUCGUGCUCUAUUAUUCUGAGAUGAUCUGACAGGGCAGUGUGGGAAAAGUAAGCUCAGUGACUUUAUUUAAAGACUGUGAAAACUUGCCAUUAAUGCUGUUUAAUGUCUCUUUACCAAUGAAAACCACCGCUACAGGCAAACAAGGACCAUUUUCUAUACACACAAUUUCAAACUGUGAAAAUGUUUAUCUGCGCAGGGAGUUUUGACUCCUCUGUUUGUGUGCAAAUCUACAGUUGAAUUUUUCUUUUCUCAGCACCACUCCAAUAUCUGUUGUCUGUCAUUCCAUUUUUAAUUUGUUUGUCUCUCCUCUCUUCUCAGAUUUUGUAUUUGUGUACACAUUACUACCGUGUAUACUAAUGUAAAUGUUUGCGUUCAACGACCACUGUGAUUUGCUUUUUUAGAGAGCGCACUGAGAGGAUGUAUUUGAAUGUGUGCAUUUUUUGAGGGGUGGGGCUGGGGGGUUUGUUAUACUGUGACAGCAAGAGUCAUUUUCAAAGGAGUCAUUCAUUGCAAAGAACGCACUUUCCAUGUAUUUUAAUCUCAUUAGCAACAUCACAGGGUCUGUCUCAUUGGCCUCUACCAUUGCUGUUGAAAAUAUCAGGUAAAGGUAUCUAAUUUUCUGAAGAUUUAUGUACAGCCGACUAAUAUAUUUAAACAUAGACAAAUAUAUAACUAUCUUUACGUUUUGUGUCAUAAAUAUAAUGUAAAGUAUGAUGUAUUCUAUGCCAAGGUUUUGCAUUGUACCCCUCUUUACACUGUUGCUGUCGAUGCAAUUUAACUCAGAGCAAAGCCUGUCAUCAAUCAGAGUGACAGAGAGUUUUUUUAUUGGUAUAGAGAAACAUAAAAGUUGACCCAUAGACAUUC
Molecule: messenger RNA, 5098 nt
Organism: Hippocampus comes (tiger tail seahorse)
Lineage: Eukaryota; Metazoa; Chordata; Actinopteri; Syngnathiformes; Syngnathidae
Product: connector enhancer of kinase suppressor of ras 2
Exons: 24
Coding region: 312-3740 (1142 amino acids)
Biological process (GO): regulation of signal transduction
Cellular component (GO): membrane; cytoplasm
Molecular function (GO): protein binding
Source: RefSeq, a predicted model, not a curated record